AUGGGAGUACAGGAUGAAAUUCCAAAAUGCCAGGAUGGAAACAAUACUGCUAAGAGUUGUUGCCCCUGUUUUCAAGAGUCAAUGGACAACUGUACGUCAGCAUGUCCACAAGAUUACCUUCUUAUUAAUAUGUCAAAACCUAUAAACUGUGAGAAAAAAUCCAGUUCAGCGUCCAACGAAACAACAACUAAUAUAACAACAACAACAGAAGCCAUGGCAACAGAAAAUUCAACGCUAUCGCCAUAUUCUGAAAAUAGCAUCAGUGUUCUUUAUUGUAUAAAAUCAUGUGAUAUAGGGGAAUGGUAUAAUAAUGAUACGUUGCAAUGUGACGACUGUGACGAGAAAUGUCGUAAAUGUGACAAUAAGGAAAAUUGCACCGUAUGUAAAUACGUAGAUGAGUCCGAUCAGAAUAAAACAUGUCUUGCCGAAUGUCCGGAAGGCACUGAAGAAUCUGACAGUCAGACAAAAGAUGGAGUGAAAUUGUGCAAGAAGUCGGAAGAGGAAGCUGAAAAAUUAGAUUUAACAACUAUAAUAGCCGCUUCUGUCGGUGGUGGUAAAUGA
Ruditapes philippinarum (Manila clam) is the source of this 561-nucleotide messenger RNA. Its product is annotated as proprotein convertase subtilisin/kexin type 5-like. The record is from RefSeq and is a predicted model, not a curated record. The transcript is spliced from 3 exons. Bases 1 to 561 code for a protein of 186 amino acids. Lineage: Eukaryota; Metazoa; Mollusca; Bivalvia; Venerida; Veneridae.